AUGUCUAAAACCAAACACUGCGAGGCGGUGAGGGUGGUGGUCCGCUGCCGGCCCUUCAGCAGGAGAGAGCAGACAUCGGAGUGCGAGAACAUUUUGGCGAUUGAUGACAAGCUGGGGCAGAUCACCUUAAGGAACCCGAAGGCACCACCUGAUGAGCCCAUGAAGGUGUUCACGUUUGACUCGGUGUACGGCUGGAAUUCAAAACAAAGCGACAUUUACGAUGAUGCGGUGAGACCUCUGGUGGAGUCCGUCCUCCAGGGCUUCAACGGGACCAUAUUCGCCUAUGGACAGACUGGAACAGGUAAAACACACACCAUGCAAGGGGUCUCAAACGACCCAGACAGGAGAGGGGUCAUCCCAAACUCAUUUCAGCACAUUUUCACCCAAAUAUCCAGAACUCAGAAUCAGAAAUACCUGGUGAGGUCAUCCUACCUGGAGAUCUACCAGGAGGAAGUCAGGGAUCUGCUGUGCAAAGACAACAACAAGAAGCUGGACCUGAAGGAAAACCCAGAGUUUGGUGUUUAUGUGAAAGACCUGUCCUCGGUGGUGACCAAGAAUGCAACUGAGAUUGAGCAUGUGAUGAACAUAGGCAACCAGUCCAGGUCGGUGGGCUUCACCAACAUGAACGAACGCAGCUCUCGCUCCCAUGCCAUCUUUGUCAUCACUGUGGAGUGCAGCGAAGUGGGGCCGGACGGCGAGGACCACAUCCGAGUUGGGAAGCUGAACAUGGUGGACCUGGCCGGCAGUGAGCGCCAGAGCAAGACGGGGGCCAAAGGGAAGCGCCUGAAGGAAGCUGCCAAAAUCAACCUGUCCCUCUCGGCCCUGGGGAACGUCAUCUCGGCCCUGGUGGACGGGAAGAGCACCCACGUCCCGUACAGAGACUCCAAACUCACCCGGCUGCUCCAGGACUCUCUGGGAGGUAACGCAAAGACAGUCAUGAUUGCAACGGUGGGGCCUUCGCACAAGAACUUUGAGGAAUCCCUGGCCACGCUGAGGUACGCCAACAGGGCCAAGAACAUCAAGAACAAACCUCGGAUUAACGAGGACCCCAAAGACGCCCUGCUGAGGGAGUUCCAGGAGGAGAUCGCACGACUGAAGGCUCAGCUGGAGGAGCGAGGGAUGCUGGCAAAGGAGAGGAGGAAGAGGAGGAACAGCAAGAGGCUGAGUAGAAGCAUGGCUGGUAUGGAGGAGGAGAUGAUGAGGGAGAGGGAUGCAGAUGUUUGGAAGACUGUGGAAGAGGAAUCAGAUGUGAAACAUUACACGAAAGAGGGAGGCGACUUCUCAAAGGCUCUGACUUGCCAGGGGAGCAGCGAGAAGUUAAAGCACCUGAACGAAAACAGGAAAAGCGUGGAGGACAUGCAGUGGGACCAAGACGCUUUGGAGAAGAUCAUAGAGAAAUACAAGGCGAUGGAGAGCAAACUGUUGGUCGGAGGAAAGACUAUAAUCGAUCACACCAACGAACAGCAGAAAAUGCUGGAGCUGAAGAGGCAAGAAAUUGCAGAACAGAUAAGACGAGAACGAGAGAUCCAGCAGCAGAUGAUGCUGCAGGACGAGGAGACCGUAGAGAUGAGAGAGACGUUCACCUCCCUGCAGCAGGAGGUGGAACUCAAGACAAAGAAGCUGAAGAGGCUGUACGGCAAACUGCAGCUGCUGAAGGGGGAGAUGAGAGACAUCAUCGAUGAGCACGUCACAACCAGGCAGGAGCUCGAACAGACGCAGAACGAACUCACCAGAGAGCUCAAGUACAAAUAUCUCUUGAUUGAGAAUUUUAUACCUCCCGAGGAAAAGAACAAGAUAAUGAACCGGCUGCACUUUGACAGCGAGGAGGAUCAGUGGAGGCUCCAACCCGUCCUUCCAUCUACACCCACUCAGGUCAAGAGAAGGCCUCUCUCCGCUGUGGGAUACAAGAGGCCAAUCAGCCAAUAUGCACAGAUGGCUGUUGCCACGGCUACUGGGGCCCCAUCUAGAUACCAGGCUGAGAAUAUCAUGCUGUUGGAGUUGGACAUGUCGCCACCAACCAUGUUCGCCUUGAACCUUCACGGCGCUCACCUGGAGAGAGCCUUUUCUCCCAGGCUGAUACAAGAUCUCCUGACAAACGUUCCCAUCCGGGAGAGGAAUGCUGCUUCAUCAUCAUCUUCAUCAAGAUCACGGGUCAGGAAGUCCCAGUCCUGGUAUCAAGCACCACAAGCAGCGUCCGUCCCGUCAUCCUCGUCAUCCACUGCUCUGACAUCAGGACCUCAGAGCUUCUUUCCCCCUCAGAGACAAAGACCAUCCUCUGCUGCGUACCUUCCGUCAGAGGUUCCAGCUCAGACAAGCCCAUGAUUUGCAUUCAUACACCUGUACUGUGGGCGUGGCCUUACUUUAAGGUGGCACAAGCGAAUCCAGCUUAGCUAAGGGGCCAUCUGGUAGAGAUGGAGGGAAACCGUAGGUCUUAAUUUGAUUUUAUACCUGUUUGGAGAAGCUCUAGUUAGCAUGUGCCGGAAAAACAGAUAGUUGUGGAUGGAUUUAUUUUUUCUAUCUUUAAUCAAGAGCGUUGUCCUUCAGUUUCAAGAGCAUUAUUUCUGCAUAUUAUGUUUAGAUUUUUGUAUUGCUUGCUUUUAAGAUAGUGCCUCUCUUAAAUAACCCCUGCCUGGGGGCAAAUCUGUUGCUGCACAGAUGUCCUGUGCUUCAGUUUGACAGCGUCUCCUCAUGCUCAGAUCGCUUCUGUGCGCUCGCAAAAUCACCGCUCUCGGAUUUGUGCUCUCGCGGUCGGACCUUUUUGAAACCACCCUGGCAACAUUCUCCUACCAACAGAUCUGUACGACCAGGUUCAUCCACUCCCAGCCUCCAGAAGUAAAGCAAACACACCUGCAAGGAGGUCAUUUCAUUGGUUAUUGCCAUACUAUUGGCAUUUUAUUGCUUGGAUGAUUUUGACAGUUUUACAAAAGUUUGUGAGGGCACAAAUCUGGGAGCAGAAGUUUCACAAGUGCACAGAACCGAUACGAAUGCAAGGACGGGCAUUCAAAGACCCUUUUCAGACAUGCAUUCCAUUCCGUUAAUCUGACAGCAGUUUACCCUGGUCACCAGCAUUCUUCCUCAGUUGAACCUAUUAACAAUUCUGUAGCACUUUCAACACAACAACAAGCAACUUUCAACAAGUCUGAACUGAACCAUCGCAUUAACGAAUAGACACGGUACUUUGAGUUGUGUGAAGUGAUUAAGGGAAAGAUUUUUCCACGUUUCAGCCCCAAUAUUAAUCCAGAAACAUCACAGCAGAGAGUUUGUGUGCAUUUUUGUUUUGUGAUUUUAAAUCGAUUAGGCUACAAAGUGAAAUUUCCAUUUUAUUGAAAGUUAAUGCAGUAAAAAUGGACAUUAAACUGAACAUUAGUACUAGGCUUUGAGGGAAAGCAUUACAAAAUGUGCAUAAUGCAGAGACAAUGCUUACAAAUGAAAAGCUCUUGAUCAAAGGUAGUAAAAUAACUCCAUAAAAAGUGAUUUUUUUUUAUUUAAGAAUGUUUGCCUUUAUUGCUUCUGUUGCCUAAACCGUGCAGUUUACCUAAACAGCAAAGCCAGACCUUUUAGGUGUCACAUAUAAUGACAGUUUAUUUAUUUUAUAUGAUUUUUUAUCAAGUAUUUCCCCCCCGAGUUGCAACACUUUAAUGAUUUUUUCUUGCACAAAAGACUGUAUCUUUGCCAAAACACUGAGGGCGACGAGGGUUUUUAGCCUGUAUGCUUGAUGAACUGUUGCUUCUGCCAAUGUAACCAAUGUGAGCCAAAAAAGAACAAAAAAAAAAAAAGAAGCGAGGAAAGCUUGCAGUGCUCUCUUGAUUAGCUGCCUUAUUUUUUCAUAGUUGUGAAAUUGUGCAAAGCCCAUUUUGCUUACACAUGAAAAAUAAACAGACUGAAAUAAUA
This is a messenger RNA of Stegastes partitus (bicolor damselfish), 3891 nucleotides long. RefSeq names its product kinesin family member 3Cb (gene kif3cb). Gene Ontology annotation, biological process: microtubule-based movement; mitotic cell cycle. The transcript is spliced from 8 exons. NCBI's taxonomy places the organism in Eukaryota, Metazoa, Chordata, Actinopteri, Pomacentridae. Gene Ontology annotation, cellular component: microtubule. The record is from RefSeq and is a predicted model, not a curated record. Bases 1 to 2322 code for a protein of 773 amino acids. Gene Ontology annotation, molecular function: ATP binding; microtubule binding; microtubule motor activity.